AUUUGAAAAGUGUAACAAAUAAUUAUUAAAACAAUAUAUAUUUUGCAAACAAAUAAAAUGUGCCAGCCCCAACGCUUUGCACAACCAUGUCUUGCUCUGCUGCUGCUCUUCAUGGCCGGCACAUUGGUCAGCGCUCGACCGCAGCCGCAACGCAAUCUUCAGCACAUCGCCGUCAUAGAGAACGAUGCCUGGGAGCAAUCGUUGCCCCAACACUUCCAAAACCCCUUCUACAAGACACCACGCGUGCGUGAGCUGUUGGCCAAGUCUAGUUGGUUUGGUCCCGGCGAGGAGGUGGUCUACGAUCGUCAGGCCGAGAAAAUACCACGCAUGGAGAUCUAUAAUGUACUCUCGCAUGCGGGCCUCAUACCGCGCCGACGUUUCUUUUAGCCGAUUCGCCUAAAUGUUAACCAUAUUCUUCUUAAAAACAUGUAUA
Molecule: messenger RNA, 433 nt
Organism: Scaptodrosophila lebanonensis
Lineage: Eukaryota; Metazoa; Arthropoda; Insecta; Diptera; Drosophilidae
Exons: 3
Coding region: 58-387 (109 amino acids)
Source: RefSeq, a predicted model, not a curated record